This is a messenger RNA of Alligator sinensis (Chinese alligator), 7590 nucleotides long. RefSeq names its product ankyrin repeat domain 52 (gene ANKRD52). The transcript is spliced from 27 exons. The record is from RefSeq and is a predicted model, not a curated record. The coding region runs from base 1037 to 4288 and encodes 1083 amino acids. Gene Ontology annotation, molecular function: protein binding. Gene Ontology annotation, biological process: regulation of cardiac muscle contraction; protein localization to T-tubule. NCBI's taxonomy places the organism in Eukaryota, Metazoa, Chordata, Crocodylia, Alligatoridae. Gene Ontology annotation, cellular component: T-tubule.
GGGGUUUGUCUUGGUGAAGCGGCGCAGAUCCGCGUUUCCUCCCCCUUUGGCCCCAGGAGGGUGGGCGAUUCAACUCAGGGAGCUGGGUCCCCCGGCACUGUGCCGCCCCCCAGGACCUGUCUGUGGUCCCUCAUGACUGGGGCUUCCCACUCUCCCUAUCCCCCCCUCCCCCGGGCCCACGUGUGCCUGCAGGUUCCCCCCUUGUCCAUCAGGCAGGAGCCAGAGUCCCGGGCCUGGCCUCUGGCUCCGGGGGCAGGAGCUGCUGAUACUGCUCUCUCCCUGCCGCUCCCCCCUAUUCCCACUGCUGCCCGCAGGGGCCAGGCCGCUGUCCCUGGAAGCCAAAUAUUUACCUUCCUGUGUCCCUCUGUCGGUCUUGGAGCGGACCGGGGUUUAGACUGGAGCAUUGCGGGGGAUUUUUGGGUAGCCCCAUUGCUGCUCCGUUGCUGGAGGAAGGGUCAGGCCCAGGCCCCCAGCCUGAGACAGGCCACGUCCGGCAUCCUUGGUGCUGUGAGCCUGUCGCCUUCUCCAGGAAGGGGCUGUGUGUCCCCCAUCCCUUGGCCCUUCUCCAGGCAGCAGGCUGGUGGGCUCACAGCCUAGCCCUGCUGGGUGUGUUGGUGCCGGGGCUCGCACAGCAGAGCAGGGGCUCUGGGCGGGCGUGGAGUGGGGCUGGCAGUGCCAGGCUAACGCUCUGGCCUCGCUGUUGGGCCAGUGGGGAGGGUCCCCGGGGUCAGUUCUCCUGGGUGCCGUUGGGGGUCCAGAUGUGGCUCCUGGAGCCCACUGAGGGGUGGCUGCCCCACCGCAGCACUGAGCUGGCCUGAGGGGCUGUCACUACAACCGGGGAGCAGAGCGGAGUCAUCUGAGCCAGGCUCACUCCAGUGGCCGCGAGCAGCCUGGACAAGGGGGUUUGGUGGCAGUUCCCAAGUCCCCAGCAUCUUCCUGGGGGAAGUGGCAGCUUCUCGUUGUGGGAGCAUUGGGGUGCAGGGUGGGGCUGAGCCUGGCAGAAGGGGGCAGACGGUGCCAGCCCGAUGUCCCGGUCAUGCCUGGCUCGGCUUGCCCCUUGCAGCCUCCUCUGGUCCAAGCCAUCUUCAACCGUGACAUCGAGGAGGUGCGGUCGCUGUUGAGCCAGAAGGAAAACAUCAAUGUCCUGGACCAAGAACGGCGAACGCCACUGCAUGCUGCUGCCUACGUAGGAGAUGCUGCCAUCGUGGAGCUGCUCAUCUUGUCAGGUGCUAACGUGAAUGCAAAGGAUACGGUUUGGCUCACACCGCUGCACCGCGCUGCGGCUUCCCGCAACGAGAAGGCACUUACCCUCCUCCUGAAGCACUCAGCCGACGUCAACGCCCGCGACAAAUACUGGCAGACGCCGCUGCAUAUGGCCGCUGCCAACCGGGCCACCAAGUGCGCCGAGGCCCUGGCGCCUCUGCUGAGCAGCGUCAAUGUGGCCGACCGCACCGGGCGCACAGCGCUGCACCACGCUGUGCACAGCGGUCACAUCGAGAUGGUGAACCUGCUCUUGAACAAGGGGGCCAACCUGAGCACGUGUGACAAGAAAGAGCGACAGCCCAUCCAUUGGGCCGCUUUCCUAGCUCCUAGCAGCCCCACUCCUCUCUGCUCAGGCCACUUGGAGGUGCUGAAGCUGCUUGUGGCCCGUGGUGCUGACGUGGCCUGCAAGGACAAGAAGGGCUACACACUGCUGCACACGGCGGCCGCCAGCGGCCAGAUCGAGGUGGUGAAGCACCUGCUGCGGCUGGGUGUCGAGAUCGACGAGCCGAACGCCUUUGGGAACACUGCACUUCACAUCGCCUGCUACAUGGGCCAGGAUGCCGUGGCCAAUGAGCUGGUGAACUGCGGCGCCAACGUCAACCAGCCCAACGAGAAGGGCUUCACCCCACUGCACUUCGCUGCCGUCUCCACCAACGGGGCCCUGUGCCUGGAGUUGCUUGUCAACAACGGUGCCGACGUCAACUUCCAGAGUAAGGAAGGGAAGAGCCCCUUGCACAUGGCUGCCAUCCAUGGCCGGUUCACGCGCUCCCAGAUCCUCAUUCAGAAUGGCAGCGAGAUUGACUGUGCUGACAAAUACGGCAAUACCCCCCUCCACGUUGCUGCUAGAUACGGCCACGAGCUGCUAAUUAGUACUUUGAUGACGAAUGGUGCUGACACUGCGAGGCGUGGGAUCCACGACAUGUUCCCUCUGCACUUAGCUGUUCUCUUUGGAUUCUCAGACUGUUGUCGCAAGCUACUUUCCUCAGGUCAGUUGUACAGCAUCGUCUCCUCGCUGAGCAAUGAGCACGUGCUGUCUGCCGGCUUUGACAUCAACACGCCUGACAACCUUGGCAGGACCUGCCUCCACGCUGCUGCUUCCGGAGGGAACGUCGAAUGUCUUAACUUGCUGUUGAGCAGCGGUGCUGACUUGAGAAGGAGAGAUAAAUUUGGGAGGACUCCAUUGCACUACGCAGCCGCCAACGGCAGCUACCAGUGUACGGUGACGCUGGUCACCGCUGGAGCCAGUAUUAACGAGGCCGACUGCAAAGGCUGCACCCCCCUGCACUAUGCUGCUGCUUCGGACACGUACAGGAGAGCUGAGACUCAUUCAGGAAACAGCCACGACGCCGAUGAGGAGCCGCUCAAGGAGUCCAGGCUGAAGGAGGCGUUCUUCUGUCUCGAUUUCCUGCUGGACAAUGGUGCUGACCCCUCUCUCCGGGACAAGCAGGGAUAUACCGCAGUCCACUACGCCGCUGCCUAUGGCAACCGGCAGAACCUCGAGUUGCUCCUGGAAAUGUCUUUCAACUGCCUGGAGGACGUGGAAAGCACCAUUCCAGUCAGCCCUUUGCACUUAGCUGCCUAUAACGGUCACUGUGAAGCCCUGAAGACCCUCGCCGAGACCCUGGUGAACCUGGACGUGCGGGACCACAAGGGACGCACGGCGCUGUACCUCGCCACGGAGCACGGCUCCACGGACUGCGUGGAGGUGCUCACCAGCCAUGGCGCCUCUGCCCUGGUCAAGGAGCGCAAGCGCAAGUGGACGCCUCUCCACGCUGCAGCUGCCAACGGGAACACGGAUUCCCUGCACCUCCUGAUUGACAGCGGGGAGCGGGCUGACAUCGCCGACGUCAUGGACAUCCAUGGCCAAACCCCGCUGAUGCUGGCGAUCAUGAACGGCCACGUUGACUGCGUCCACCUCCUGCUGGAGAAGGGGUCCACGGCUGACGCUGCUGACAAGCGAGGCAGGACGGCUCUGCAUCGCGGGGCGGUGACAGGGUGCGAGGACUGCCUGGCGGCACUGCUGGACCACGACGCCUUCGUGCUGUGCCGGGACUUCAAGGGGCGCACACCCCUGCACUUGGCCUCGGCCUGCGGCCACCCCGAUGUGCUGCGCACCCUGCUGCAGGCCGCGCUCUCUACUGACCCGCUGGACUCUGUGGUGGACUACAGCGGCUACUCCCCCAUGCACUGGGCUUCGUACAGCGGGCACGAAGAUUGUCUGGAACUGUUACUUGAACACAACCCGUUUGCAUACCUGGAAGGAAACCCCUUCACUCCAUUGCACUGUGCAGUAAUUAACAACCAGGACGGCACUGCUGAGAUGCUGGUGGAAGCACUGGGUGCCAAGAUUGUUAAUAGCAGAGAUGCCAAAGGAAGGACCCCCCUUCACGCUGCUGCCUUCGCAGACAACAUCCACGGUUUACAGCUGCUGUUGCGCCACCAGGCUGAGGUGGACGCGGCCGACCAGCUGGGGAGGACGCCCCUCAUGAUGGCUGCUGAGAACGGGCACACUGCAGCUGUCGAGUUCUUGCUGUACAGAGCGAAAGCAGAUAUCACCGUGCUGGACGUCAACAGGAACACGGCUCUUCACCUGGCCUGCAGUAAGGGUCAUGAAAAGUGUGCCUUGUUGCUCCUGGGGGAAACCCAAGACCUUGGCCUUAUCAAUGCAACUAACAGUGCUCUGCAGAUGCCUCUCCACAUCGCAGCGCGGAAUGGACUGGCCUCCGUCGUCCAGGCCCUGCUCAGCCGCGGCGCAACAGUGCUGGCGGUGGAUGAAGAAGGUCACACCCCGGCGCUGGCCUGCGCCCCCAACAAGGACGUGGCGGACUGCCUGGCACUGAUCCUCUCCACCAUGAAGCCUUUCCCCCCGAAAGACGCCAUCAGCCCCUUCAGCUUCAACCUCCUCAAGAACUGCAGCAUCGCGGCCAAGACAGCGGCCUGCGGGGCCCUGCCCAACGGCGCCUCCUGCCCCUACACCAAGGACCGGCAUGGUGCCAUCGGCCUGGACGGCUGCUACUCGGAGUAGCGCGCCCCACGGUGACCCCCUCUCUUCUCCUAUUUAUUUAGAGCCUCUCUGCGUCUAGGGCACUUUGAAGGAGAACAAGCCUGGGCCAGGCCCCACCCUGCAGCCACCCGGGGCUCCUUGCUUCCGCUGUGCACCCCCCUCACCCAUCGGCAGCCACCCGGCUCUGCACCCCCCUCGUGCCCCCGCCUGUACUAACAGCUUCUCUUGGCAGGGGGGCACGAGCGCGGUCGGUGCCAGCCAGGCCCCCCCACCCACGCGCAGGGCCCUGCCUGCUCUCGCGGGGAGCCGUUCGCCUUAAACUUCACUUGAUUUGUGGACCACAAAAUACUUCCCCUCCGCCCUGGGGCUGCUCUGCCAGCCCCCGCGGCUGCCCCACAACGGAAGCUCGGACCCCCGAGGGGGGAGUGGGGGGGAUUGUAGACAAAUAAGGGACCGUGGCGGCAGGCACUAGUCAGUGCUGCUGCCCCCGCGCGUGUUGCCGUCGUGCCUGUCCCCACGGCCUCCUGCUGACACUUGAAUUGGAACUACUGUACCCGGGCUGCGCGCCUGCCCCCCCUGUGGCUGGCACCCCCCGCACGCCCGGAUGCAACAUGGGCGCCGUGGUCCAUGCCCGCAUGUGCUGCUGGAGCUGCCUUCCUCGUGCAGGCACUUUAGGGUCCCCCUCGCCUCUCUUUCCCCCGCUCCCACCUUCUAGGCCCUGGGACACAAGGCCCCGGCCCCCCGCAAUACCGUGUGGCUGCCCCCCACUUUCCCCCGGCAGCGCUGCUUUUCCUUUAUCUCGAAUUUGCCUGAACACAAGCAAAAAAAAAAAAAACCCUCAAGGAGGUGAAUUUUCUGAAAGUCGAGACUUAGUUGGGGUCCCUGCUGCUGCCCGGGGCAUGUGGGGAGGGGGCUGUGGCAUAGCUGACGGGACGUGUGAGGGCUGCUGGAGGGGUUGUUUCCAAGUUACUGUAAAGGCAUCGUGGGUAGAAACCGAGGCCGCCCCCUGCCUCCACCAGCCUGCUCCAAGCCAAAGACCCGGACGUAGCGAUCAGAGCAGGCUGCUGGGGGGGGCAUCCGAUGCCCCCAUCCUCUCCCUCCUCCAUCCUCCUUGCUUUGGCAGCUGUUGGGGAGCGCGGGGAAGGGGCUGGGCAGCAUGAGCAAAGAAAAGGGCUCGGUGCGGAGGGAGGGGGCAUCUCUUGCCAAAUGACCACGGCCCCAUGUGCGGCUGGUGCUGCCCCUCUGUGUGCGGCCAGUGACGCCCCCCCGCUCUGUCCUGGGGUCGCCCCGCCGGUCAGACUAGGGCUGUCCCGUGUCUUGUCCUCUGGGGCUGAGGAUCAUGUGGUCCGGGGUCCAAGGCAUCAUCCCUUCCCCUCUCCCCCCUGCUGCCCGGGGGGGGCUCCUAUUGCACUGUUUCUUUCUGUUAACCAAAGCCAAACUCUUCGAACCAAAUACGACGUUCCCAUCUUGGCCUCAUCCUUCCAUCCCACUGCGGUCGGACCCCAGGGGCGGGAGACAUGGGAGUUGGGGGGCACGACCUGCUUGUCUCUUUCUUCUUCUUCCUACCCCCCCACCCCCUUAAGAGCACCAUGGGGCUCCGGCUCCCAGCAAAGCACUUCAGGAACUGACCCGUGGCGCUUAGGAGCAGGCAAGAGGCCCCGUGGCCCAGGCAGCCUGAAUCCCUCGAGGCACUUCCACGAAACCCCCAUGUGGGUGGCAGGUGCCCUGGGGAGAGGUCUCCUCUCCAGCUGCGGGUGCCAGUCUCCCCACACCAGGCACCUAAGACCCAGCCCUGGCCUUCCCCGUCCCUGUGACGGGGCUCCGGGGAACCACCUGCCUGGUUCCCAGCCAGUGUUACCUCCCUGCAGCGAAUACCUCACCGUGGCCCUGUGCCAGACUUGAAGCCCCCCUUUCCCUCCCGUUUCCAGCCCUGGCCGUUCAGUAUUGCCCCGAGGGAGAUGGCGAACCUGGACCCACUUGUUUACAUGGCUGCCACGUGUGGCCGCGCUGCGCUCGGGGCACCGUCUGCCCCUUCCCCACUGCCUGGGGCAUGGAGAGGGGAUGGGAGCUGCCUCGCAUCUCCCCGGGGACCCCACGGCCCCCAGGGUGCUGCCUGGCUCGGGGAAGCUGGUCUCCCUUGGGCCCCACCUCUUCCCGGUGGCACUGGGGCGCAGGGACUAGCAGGGUGAGCGCCUAGCGCUGUCAGCACUGACCCAGUGCCUGCGAGGGAAGGGGUCCCCGUGGGCACACACGUGGCAGGAGCAGGCAUGCACACGCAUGCACAUCAAUUUAUCCUGCGACAUUAGGAUUUGAAGUACACCCCCCCCAUUGCUACCACAGUUGGGGGGGCAAUCCCAGAACCAUUUCACCGAUGAGCAGGUGCCCCCAAUGUGUCCUCGCAUCCCCCGUCCUUCCCUGCGCUGCCCCCAACCCCCCUCCCGCCCGACGCCGAGACAAUCAGCGCGAUCUCUCUAAGGGCUUCAGCAUUUCCCCCUCUGCGGCGUCACUUCUUCCUGCUCGCGGCCAGUUCCCCCCCCUCACCCGUGCCUCUUUCUUUUCAUUUUAAAUAAUAAUGGUGAUGAUGAUAAUAAUAGGGGAGUGGCACCACACUCCAGCAGCACAUUUGUGGCCGGGGGGGGGUGGGGAAAGGGGCCCAGUCUUGUUCUCCUGUAGCGCUGUAGCAUUCCCCCUCCACUUUGUUGGCACCACUUGGCCAUUUCGGUAAUGACCCGCGUGUUCGGUAACGACGCGUUCUUUCGCGACACGAGACUUGCGCUGGUUUCCCGGGCGUGUUGCGACAAGGGCUGAAGGGAAACCCCUGCUCCCCGCCUAUCUUUUGUGCCCCCCCCCAUACACAGCAGCUCCUAGACGUGCGGCGGGAUGGGGGGGUGGGUCUACAAAGCUUCCUGUACACGGACCUCGAUGCCAAAGUUGGACCAUUCCCACUUCCCGCUCUGUUUGGCUCCGGGGGGCAUCAUUUAGGCUCCCCUCCUACUCUCAUGCCACCAUGUUCCCAUCUGAAGGCCCCCCCCGGGUGCCAGAUCUGCCCCCCAUAAGGAAGUGUUUCUGCCCCCCUGUCCAAAGCACUUGCUUCAAAUAAUAAGCACUUUUCUUCAAGCACGAAAGCCUGGGUUCCCCGUAGUGGGGCCAACCGUGGCACUGGUGGGGUGGGAGGGAGAGGAGCCCCUGUGGGGGGGACGGGGCAUCUUUCAAGCUUUGAUUUUUAUUUUUUCCAAGUCUAUCUAGGGAAGGAAGGAGCAAGGGAAGUUGGGUGGAAAAAAGAAAGGAAUAAGCAAAAAAAAAAAAAAAAAAACCCCCCCCCC